Mycetomoellerius zeteki is the source of this 977-nucleotide messenger RNA. RefSeq lists its product as uncharacterized. NCBI's taxonomy places the organism in Eukaryota, Metazoa, Arthropoda, Insecta, Hymenoptera, Formicidae. The transcript is spliced from 3 exons. The record is from RefSeq and is a predicted model, not a curated record. The coding region runs from base 240 to 977 and encodes 245 amino acids.
CGUACAAGCAAAGUAUUACUAACGAUCAAUUGCAAGUUUUAGAAACUGGAAAUAGUAAAGGUUUCAAAUGGUCAAAGGAAACCGUUCUAAAAGCACUAGGCUUACGUUUUACUUGUGGAACUACAGGUUAUAAUUAUAUAAGAGAAGUUGUUGCUCCUUUUCCUUCUGUCAGGACUUUACAGCGGAAUGUAGAAAAUAUAUCUUUUGAACCAGGACUUUUGACAGAUAUUUUUCUUUUAAUGAAAGAAAUGGGAAAAAAUUUAGAUAACAUUCACAAAUUCUGUUGUCUUGUUUUUGAUGAGAUGAGCAUUCAAGAAAGAAUAGAUUUCGAUAGAAAUACUAAUUCUUAUAUUGGAUACGUAACUUUACCUGGUGUACCUCGGACAACUCACUCAGUAGCAUCUAAAUUACUCGCUUUUCUUCUCAGUGGAAUAUGUAAAAGGUGGAAGCAGAUAGUAGCAUACCACUUCACGCCUUUACAAACACACAGUAAAACUAUUAAAGAAAUAAUAUUAAACAUACUAGAAGAAUGUGAAAAAAAUGGUUUUAUUAUAAUUUGUUUAGUUUGUGAUAUGGGUAAUCGUGGCGUUUUGAAUGAACUUGGAUUCAGCUGCAAGAAAAAUAAAAUGGUGUUCAGUAUUCCUCAUCCAUUCAACCCGUUAAGAAAUUUGUACGCUGUUCCAGAUUUUAUUCAUACGUUUAAAAAUUUAAAAGAAAUGUUAAUGAAAAUUGGUGUUAUUAUAUUACAUAUGAAAUAUGUAGAGUGGCUUGAAGAUAAACAAUCCGAUAUAAAUCUAAAAUUUAAUCCGAAAUUGAAGAAGAAAGAUUUGAAGCCUAAUCACUUCAAUAAAAUGAAGGUUACCACAGCUACCAACGUUAUCAGUCCUGAAACUGCAGGAGCUCUUUACCGCCUCACGGCCAAAGCCUUCUGCUCUGGAAUGCAAAAACCGCCUGAAGCAAUUAGCUCUAUCACGUAA